Messenger RNA from Penicillium subrubescens, 345 nucleotides. RefSeq lists its product as uncharacterized. The coding region runs from base 1 to 345 and encodes 114 amino acids. The transcript has 2 exons. Lineage: Eukaryota; Fungi; Ascomycota; Eurotiomycetes; Eurotiales; Aspergillaceae. The record is from RefSeq and is a predicted model, not a curated record.
AUGUCCAAUUAUUUCCAGGGGCUGAGUCCAUCACUCUUGGGUAUCAGGCCGGCUUCUAUCGACUUUCCUCCCCUGAGCGUGACAACUAAGAACAAGAUGGCAAGCCCAUCCGACACGAUUGUUAUAACCGAUGACGAGGAAUUGCCAAGCCUCGAGCCAGGUAGUUCACGACCUCGGAGGGCCCCUCGCCGUGAUUACAGUUACCGGGAGUUCGAGGACAUGAUCGUUGAAGCGGUCGAUAAUGAGACGGAAACGACACAAUCACGCAAACGCAAAAGGACUGAAACGAAGGGGCUGUCUGCAUUGGUACCAGUUCCUCACAAGGCCUUCUUCUUCCUCAACUAA